UCUUAGAGAUUGCCAUUUCAAAUCACCAUUGAAGCUAUCUUGUGCUUUAGUAGACACAAGGUAAGGGCGUGUGGCUUGAAAUCUACCCAAGAAAGAGCAGUCGAUAUUUACAGAAAAUGUCUCUAUUAGUGCCUUCUGUCCAUGAACUUUCAAAGCAACCCAUCACCAAAGUUCCAGAGCAAUAUCUUCAACCAAAUCAAGAGCCUCCUAUUUCUAAUACAGAAACUUUACCGCAAAUUCCAGUCAUUGACUUCAAUAUAUUGUUAUCUGGAGAUGUAACAGAGCUACAGAAGCUUGACCAUGCAUGCAAGGAGUGGGGUUUCUUCCAGUUGGUUAAUCAUGGAGUCAAUCCUGUAUUGGUGGAAAAUGUGAAAAGGGAUGUUGAAGAGUUCUUAAAUCUUCCAAUGGACAAGAAGAAGCAAUUUUGGCAAACCCCAGAAGAUAUACAAGGGUUUGGUCAGUUGUUUGUUGUAUCUGAGAAUCAAAAGCUAGAAUGGGCAGACAUGUUCUUCAUUCAAACUCUUCCAUCAUAUGCAAGGAUUCCACGCUUAUUUCCUAACCUUCCCCAACCGUUGAGAGAUAAUUUAGAGAAGUACACAUUAGAAGUGAAAAAACUUUGCAUCACAAUCAUUGAUCGUAUGGCAAUAGCACUUAACAUAGAACCAAAUGAAGUGCUGGAUUUGUUUGAAGAUUUAUCUCAAGCAAUGAGGUGGAAUCAAUACCCUCCAUGUCCUCAACCAGAAAAUGUCAUUGGAUUGAAACCUCAUUCUGAUGCUGGUGCCCUUACCAUCCUUCUUCAAGGUAAUGAAGUAGAUGGCCUACAAAUAAAAAAAGAUGGAAAGUGGAUUCCUGUGAAACCCCUCUCAAAUGCUUUUGUUGUCAAUGUUGGAGAUACUAUAGAGAUAUUAACAAAUGGAAUCUACCGGAGCAUAGAGCAUCGAGGAACAAUUAACUCAGAGAAAGAAAGAAUUUCCAUUGCUACAUUUCACCGACCUCAAUGGAACAAAAUUAUAGGUCCAUCACCAAGCCUUGUCACUCCUGAAAGGCCUGCAUUGUUCAGAAGAGUUUCUGUUGAAGAUUACUAUAAACCAUUCUUCUCCCGUGAGCUACAAGGAAAAUCAUGCCUUGAUAUCAUUAGGAUUCAAAAUUAGAUUGGCAAUAACAAAAGUAUAAGAAGGAUUUGGCUUAGGAUGAAAAAAUAAAACAUCAACUUGCUCCUUAAGUAUGACUCUGCCAAUAUAUUUAGUCCUUCAAAAUAAUGAAUAAAAAAUCAAUCUAGUUUCUAAAAUUGACACCAUCCAUCAAUUUAGUUCAUUACAUUACGAAUAAAUAAAUCUAGUCUCUGAGUAAUAUGGUUUGUUUGAUUUGCAUGGACCAAAUUGACAGAUAGUUAAUCAAGGAUUAAAUUGAUUGAUUCAAUAAUAUUAAGAGUUGAAUUAUUGCCUUGGGUGUCAAUUUCAAAAUCUAAGUUGAUUGAUUGUUGUGAACUAAAUUUACUCUUAUAUAAUAUCAUAUAGACCAAAUUAUUAGUUGUGUCUACUGU
Abrus precatorius (Indian licorice) is the source of this 1543-nucleotide messenger RNA. Its product is annotated as protein SRG1-like. The record is from RefSeq and is a predicted model, not a curated record. The transcript is spliced from 5 exons. The coding region runs from base 117 to 1151 and encodes 344 amino acids. NCBI's taxonomy places the organism in Eukaryota, Viridiplantae, Streptophyta, Magnoliopsida, Fabales, Fabaceae.